AUGUCUCCGCCCGUGUCGCCUGAUGGCACCAACCCUGCCGAUGUGUUUGGCGACUCGAUGACGGCCGCCCAUAUGGACGACAACCCCAAUGCUGGCAUCCCCCGCCAGAAGCGUCUCGCCUGCCUCAUCUGUCGGCGACGCAAGCUCAAAUGCGAUGGCCGGAGGCCCAGCUGCAGCACGUGUUCCCGCCUCGGCCACCCCUGUUCAUAUGACGAGGUGCGCAAGAAGAGCGGACCAAAGAGAGGCUAUGUCAAGGCUCUCGAGGAGCGGCUCAAACAGGUCGAGGUGAUGCUCAAGUCGCAGGACAACAUGGCUGUCUCCGGCAGCGCUACGGCUGCAGACGCCCUCAAAGGAUAUGCUGUUGACGGCGGUCCUGGCGGCUCUGUGAAUGCUGCUUUACCCGCCGAGCGAACCCCAUCCGCCGGCGACUUCCACGUUGCCGACCCGUCUAUGGGCCUGUCCGGUGGGCGCGACAUGGAGCGGUGGCAGUUCAACGGCGAGUCACCACCACCGCGUCAGGGCUCCUUGGACGAGUUCAACUUUGGCAGUCGCAUCCCUAUGAACGACAUACAUCCCGUCGAUGGCAAUUUCACCUGGGAGAUCAUCAAUCUUGGCCUGGACGAGCCUCUACCACCACAGGAGACUAUUGACGAGCUACAUCAAGUGUAUUUCGACAAGAUCCACCCAUCGUUGCCCAUGAUCCAUAAGUACCGUUACCUCGCCGCCAUGAAUCUUGCUCCGAACCAGCGACCGCCGGUGUGUCUUCGGUACGCCAUGUGGAUGCUUGCCUGCUCUGUCACAGACAAGUACAACGAUCUCAAAGACCUCUUCUACCAGCGGGCCCGCAAGUACCUGGAGGCCGACUACGUCAAGGGCUACGGAGAACAUAUGAUCUCCGUCGCCCACUGCCAAACGCACAUUGUCCUGGCCUCGUACGAGUUCAAGAUGAUGUAUUUCCCUCGCGCAUGGCAAAGCACUGGCCAGGCUGUUCGCCUUGCCCAGAUGAUUGGGUUGCAUCGUCUGGACGGCUCCGGCCUCGAUGUCAAGCAGUGCCUGCCGCCCCCGCGCGACUGGACCGAAAAAGAGGAGCGCCGCCGGACUUUCUGGAUGGCCUACUGCGAGGACCGCUACGCAAGUAUCGGCACCGGCUGGCCCAUGAUUGUCGACGAGCGCGAUAUCACCACCUUGCUGCCUACUUCGGAGGAGGCAUUCGACAUGAGCCGGCCCGAGCCCGGCGUCUCGUUGCAGGAUGCCAUGUGCCCCUCGGGCAUCGGCCAGCUUACAUCCUUUGCUGGCAUUGUCCUGAUGGCCUGUCUGUUUGGCCGCAAUCUCACCCAUUUUCAUCGUCCGGAUGCCGACGAGCGGGAUGACGACUUGAACGGCGAGUUCUGGAAGCGCCAUCGCAACCUCGACAACAUCUUGCUCAACACCUUGUUGGGCCUUCCUGCGCAUCUCAAACUGCCAACCGGUCUUCAGAACCCCAACAUUGUAUUCACCAACAUGUCCAUCCACACCUCCACCAUCUGUCUGCACCAGGCAGCCAUUUUCAAGGCAGAGAAGAACGGCCUGGCCUCCUCUGUGAGCCCGGAAAGCAAGAUUCGCUGCAUCAACGCUGCCAAUGAGAUUGCUAGUAUCAUGCCCCGGGUGUUUGUGCAGUUUCUGAAGACGCGUCCCGACCAGAGCACGACGGUUGACUCUCUGCGCUUCUUGCUCACGGCCAUGGGUGCUUUGAAGCGGAAGAACCCACUGACCGAGUCGUUUUUGGUGCAAUUGGACGUUGACCUAGAAGCCCUGGCCGACCGCAUCCCUGAGCUGAGGACGGCCUUCCCGUCGAGCAACGAUAGCCGUAAGCAGCCUGCGUCUGGUUGCAAUGUAUUGGGACGUCAGGGAGCAUCAUGUGACGAGGGGCCAGGCGACGGCAUUCUUUCGUACCAGAAAGAGAUUUCCAAGUCUAUAACGGAGGUGAACGCAAACACAUCGAACAGCGGCACCGGCGACAUGAGCGAGGAUACGGGCACCAGAGACCGGAACUCGGGAUCGAGCUCCACAAGCACAAGCGCGAAUGGAGGUGGCAACGGAGCGGGACCACACGGCUGGCUCAAGCCAGAGCCGCGGCUGCCAACAUGCGAUCGCAGCAGCAACGGGCACUCUCCCAUGUUCCAGAUGGCUCCCGGCACGUAUCCGGACCAGGCCGGUCAGGCAAUUUCCAUGCAGGGCUAUGCCCAAGGCGACACCGGCACGGAUAGUCACGAGCUGUCAUCCACAUCGCCCAGCGACAUGCUGUCAAAUCGGCCGACGCCCAAUUCCAGCGUGGGUUCGGAGCAGAGACAGACGCUGGCACCACUGCCUCAGCCAGGGCCUAGCCACAUGCACUCGGCUGCAGGCCCAUACGACGCCAGCCCGGUGUCGCCGGCGCACGGUAUAGGAGGAAAAUCGGUCAGGGCAGGCAGGAUCACUUCCAGUUUCUAUGCGGCGGCAAGCGGAAUCCCGUCAGAGUACGGGUCGCAGCCAUCACUGUCGUCCGCGGGCCUAGACGGGAUGAUGUCCGGACCAUCAUCUGGCGAGUACACAUUGUCGGCCGGGUGGAGCUUACCGGCACAGACAGCCAUGACGCCUGUAUCAGAAGGCGUAUUGCAUACGAUCAUGCAGAUGGGACCGAUGGAGACGAUGGACCUUGGAUGGGAUGCGAAUCCAUAG
Messenger RNA from Grosmannia clavigera kw1407, 2697 nucleotides. Its product is annotated as c6 zinc finger domain containing protein. NCBI's taxonomy places the organism in Eukaryota, Fungi, Ascomycota, Sordariomycetes, Ophiostomatales, Ophiostomataceae. Gene Ontology annotation, cellular component: nucleus. Gene Ontology annotation, biological process: DNA-templated transcription; regulation of DNA-templated transcription. Bases 1 to 2697 code for a protein of 898 amino acids. Gene Ontology annotation, molecular function: DNA-binding transcription factor activity, RNA polymerase II-specific; zinc ion binding; DNA binding. The transcript is spliced from 7 exons. The record is from RefSeq and is a predicted model, not a curated record.